Corylus avellana is the source of this 1604-nucleotide messenger RNA. RefSeq names its product glucan endo-1,3-beta-glucosidase 4. The record is from RefSeq and is a predicted model, not a curated record. NCBI's taxonomy places the organism in Eukaryota, Viridiplantae, Streptophyta, Magnoliopsida, Fagales, Betulaceae.
ACCAAACCUAUAUUCCAAAAAAAUCUCUGUGCUUUCUUUUUUCAACCUUCUUCCCCACCUUUUCCCUCCUUUUUGCACCUUCUCUUGCUUGCACCUUCCUACACCCCAUGUCUCCCUUCUCAAGUCUUCUCCGCUUUCUCUCUAGGGUGCCUAUUCUAAAAUAUAUAUUUUUAUAUACAUGUCGAGAGGUACUCAAUCCUUUUCUUUCCAACAAAAUCAUUGAUGCUCCUCUAGUUUAUGAUAUCUUUGCUUCACUUUCUCUGUUUGAAACCAAGUGAAAGGCAGAGCUAGAUAAUUAAAGAGCAACAUUAGAGAAGAAGAAGAAGAAGAAGAAGACAGGAGGGUUGUCAAUGGAUGAAAGGGUCCUCAACUGCUUCAUAUUUCUCCUAUUGUGUCAUUUUCUCUGUGUUGGCUCAAGUAUAACAAAGAAGGUAUCAAUAGUACACAUAAAAGAAAAACACCAAGAAUAUGAAAGGCAUCUACAAUUCACUUCUGCAAUAUCCACCACUCAAAAAGACAUCACCACUCCAGUCACAACUGUUCCAACAAUAACUCCCACCACCCCCACUUCCACAACUCCAAUCAUGAACCCAAACUCAAACCCAGAUUAUUCAACCACACCAGCCACCAUGACACCCUUUGCGAACCCGGCUGCAACCACAUCACCUGCAGCCUUAGGAGCAAGCUGGUGUGUUGUUAGCCAAAGUGCAUCACCAACAGCUUUACAAGUUGCUUUGGACUAUGCUUGUGGGUAUGGUGGUGCAGAUUGUUCUGCAAUUCAGGCUGGUGGGAGUUGCUACAACCCCAGCACCAUUCGUGAUCAUGCCUCAUAUGCGUUUAAUGUGUACUAUCAAAAGAAUCCGGUUCCAAGUAGCUGCAACUUUGGAGGAACUGCUGUAACUACAAGCACCGACCCAAGUUCGGGGACAUGUCAGUAUCCAUCCACAAGCACAACCUCAUCAGUGUUGAAUACAAGCUCAAGCGGCUCAACAGUUAUUGGUGCAGUGCCUUCCAGCCCCUCUACCCCAUCAGUGGCUGCCAAGUUAGAUUGCUCCCCACAUUUCUUCCUCAUUGCAUGUCUCACAGUCAUGCUGCUGCAGGCCACAUGUUCAAACUAACUUUGCUGCUGCAGGUUGCUUUUUUUGGGUGACUUAUCAUGAUAAGCAUAUAUAUAUAUAUAUAUAUAGAUGAAUGAGUGGCACAUAUGUAAUUUUGUUUUUGUGGCAGCAAUAGUUUAAAAAUGAGAUCACUCUUGUACGUGAUCUGUAGAUUAGUUGCUAGUGAGGCCUCGUAGAGUGGAAGAAAGGAAGCAAUAUGGAGGGAUUUUGUAGAGGUAGUAACCAAUAGUAUAGUUUUUCUUUAUUUCUUUUUUCUUUUUCUUUUAUAAUUUUUUCUUUUGUGUUCUUAUAUAACAACAUUGAUGUACCUUGGGCUCUUUUGGACUGUUCUGUAAAUUCGUGGGUUGAGAAACUUGGUUGGAAGGUUGUAAUUGUGUGGUAUUGAAACCAUGGAAGUACAGCUAGCUAUGUAAGACAAAGAUGUACAGAUUUCUCUAAACCAUACAUGUGUGCUUAGAUUUGGAUCCCAUGUAAUGAGACUGUCAA